UUUAUCAAGGUGACUUUGGAAUGUGUACAUAAGUGGCUGAUUCCUAUGCUUUGGCGUAGACGGAUUCGGCCGAAUCUCGUACUUGGUGAAAGAAAAGAUCAACGAACCGUGCUUUGAGCAGGUUGAAUACAUUCCUCAAAGCUGACAAAGGUGAAACGGCAAAUUUGGGUGAAAAACCGCAAUCAUGAAAUUUCCUGCGUUUCUCGCUUUCGUGUUUUCUACGCUUGUAGCGUUAGAGCUGGUGCAUGCCAAUGAGUUGAAGUUAAAGAUGGACGAAAUUCCCAAGAACAAAAGACUAAAGAACUUGAAGAGGGAAAACCCCGCAGAAAUGAAAAGGAUGAUGAAGGCAAAAGGACUGAUAGACAUUUCCGAGGAAGAAGGCUUAGUGCCACUGAUAACCGCCACAGAUGGCACGGCUGUUCCCGACCAGUACAUUGCCCAUCUUCUGCCAGAGGGAGACUAUGGAAAAAUUCGUAGCAUCCUGAAAAGAAGUGGUUCCCAACAAAAAGUUAGGUUCACUAGAAAAAGCAGCUACGCCAUACUUAAGGGUAUAAAAGAAAGUGACCUUCAACAGCUUCGCCAGCUUACUGACGUCAUUGCGGAAAUCGAACAAGAUAAAGCAAUGUCGAUUGAUGGAUCUUAUUGUACAGGACCUUCCCCAGCAUCUAACACAUGGAAUUUAGACCGAAUAGAUGACGAAAGGGAUGACGACAGUUUCACCACCUGGGCAACCGGCUCUGGUAUAGACGCGUACGUCAUGGACACUGGAAUUAAUCCUGAUCACGCUGACUUCGGAGGAAGAGUGUCAUCAGGAUGGCACGGGAGUUCUUUCUCCGAUACCAGAGACACCCAUGGUCAUGGUACCCAUGUGGCCAGUACCUUAGGCGGGGACACCUAUGGAGCAGCCAAGCAGGUGAACCUUAUUCCCGUCAAGGUGUGCUCCUGGACAGGGUGUCCAACCUCGGACAUCCUGGCAGGACUGAACUGGAUAAAGUCACGGGUUCAACAAAACAAGCGUCUGUCAAUCAUUAACAUGUCACUCGGUGGUGGGUACUCCUCUUAUCUCAAUGACGCCGUGUACGCGGUAUUGGAUGCAGGCAUUCCAGUGGUAGUUGCCGCUGGAAAUGACGGCAAGGCCAAUGCGUGUAAUGUAUCCCCAGCAAGCGUAAGCGGAGCGCUUACAGUUGGCGCCACUCAAAUAGAUGAUUACUUGGCUCCGUUUAGUAACAUCGGACCGUGCGUUGAUAUUUACGCUCCAGGGAGGAAGAUCAGGGGCGCCUACUACGCGAGCACGCACGGCUCAGUAGAGCUUGAUGGGACGUCAAUGGCGUCCCCUCUCGUCGCCGGUGCAGCCGCGGGUUUGUUGCAGGCCUAUGCCGACGCUGGGUUUUUCAGCGAACCGUCCACAAGCGUCGUUGACACUCUAAACUAUGACAUCAUCCAGUAUGCGGAGAAGGGCACAGUGAAGGGACUCCCGUCUUCGAACAACAACAAUGUUAUGCUUCACACCACCUGCCUGACUACCUAA
Messenger RNA from Lingula anatina, 1528 nucleotides. RefSeq lists its product as uncharacterized. Gene Ontology annotation, molecular function: serine-type endopeptidase activity. NCBI's taxonomy places the organism in Eukaryota, Metazoa, Brachiopoda, Lingulata, Lingulida, Lingulidae. The record is from RefSeq and is a predicted model, not a curated record. Gene Ontology annotation, biological process: proteolysis.